AGCGCGCGGCCCCGCCCCUUCCGGCGCGCGCGCGGACAUGGCGGCCGUGCCCCAGGAGGAGGAGGCCGGGCCCGCGCCGGGCCCCAAGCGCAGAGAAAAGCAGAGGAACAAGAACAAGAAGAAAGCGGCGCCAGUUGAUGAAUCUGAACUCCUCACUGUGCCAGAUGGAUGGAAAGAGCCAGCCUUUACAAGAGAGGAUAAUCCCAAAGGGCUGCUGGAAGAAAGCAGUUUUGCAACACUGUUCCCGAAGUAUAGAGAAGCCUACUUGAAAGAAUGCUGGCCACUUGUCCAGAAAGCUUUGGGUGAACAUUAUGUGAACGCAGCGCUGGAUCUAAUUGAAGGAAGCAUGACUGUCACUACUACUAAGAAGACUUUUGAUCCAUAUGCAAUCAUUAGGGCCAGAGACUUAAUAAAACUUCUGGCAAGAAGUGUUCCAUUUGAGCAGGCAGUUCGUAUCCUUCAGGAUGAUGUUGCAUGUGACAUCAUUAAGAUAGGCUCUCUGGUGAGGAAGAGAGAGACUUUUAUAAAAAGAAGAGCACGGCUUCUUGGGCCAAAAGGAUCUACUCUGAAGGCUCUGGAACUGUUAACAAACUGUUAUAUUAUGGUGCAAGGCAACACUGUUUCAGCUCUUGGACCCUUUAGUGGGCUAAAAGAGGUUAGAAAAGUUGUUCUGGACACAAUGAAGAACAUACAUCCCAUAUAUAACAUCAAGACUUUGAUGAUCAAAAGGGAAUUAGCAAAAGAUCCUGAACUGAGGACACAAAGUUGGGAAAGAUUUUUGCCUAAAUUCAAGCGGAAGAACUUGAAAAAACGCAAGGAGCCCAAGAAGAAAAAUACUAAGAAGGAGUACACACCAUUCCCACCUCCACAGCCAGAAAGUCAGAUUGAUAAAGAAUUGGCAAGUGGUGAAUACUUCUUGAAAGAAAGACAGAAGAAACGCAAGCAAAUGGAAGAGAUAAAGGCAAAGCAAGCAGAUGCAGUCAAGAGAAGACAAGAAGAAAGAAAUAAAGCUUUUAUCCCACCAAAGGAAAAGCCAGUUGUGAAAAAGAAAGCCUCCACUGAGAAAAAGAUUGAUAUUGAAGCCAUCAAAGAAAAGGUAAAGAAUGCAAAGAAGAAGAAAUUAGGAGCACUCCCUGAGGAAGAAGUAAAGUUAAAAAUGGCAGCAGAUGAAAAGAAAAAAAAGAAAAAGAAGUAAUUCACCACCCAAGAUGUUUACUUGUCACCUCUGAUAAUGAACAUUUUUACACUUGGAAGAUGGGAGAUAUUUUGUUGUCAGUAUAAUAUGGACAAGAAAAGACUUAAGUAGAACGACCAUUCUCUUUUCCUAAGUACAGUUUAUUUAGUGGACCUACAAUAGCUGUACAGACUUAGCGAGGUUGGUGAAGAAAAGAUGUGCUACUGUGUUGUUUGAGAAAGUUAAUGUCUUUGGAUAAUACCCAUCUGUCUAAAGGGAAGGUUUCACAAAAGAAACACUGAGGAGUGUGAUGUGGAGUGUUAAACAUUUGGGUCAGAGAACUCUGGGAGGUGAAAGCUCAAGGUAAUUCUGUGAAAGACUACUAGACAUAUGCAGCCUCAACUUGUUGUGAUUACUUUUGCUAAAUGGGCUUAUUACUAUAUUGUGCUUUUAUUUUUGUAAAAGCUGAUUAUAUUUGUGUGUCUUGUCUCAGUAUUAAUAAACUAUUUUAAUACAAUGUUCUUAAAUCCGUAGUUCAUCUACUGCACCACCUCCGUUGUGUUGUCCAGGAAACAAACUCACAGUUUCAUUUGAAAAUCAGACAAACCAUAAUCUUCAUUGCAUACAUUAAUAAACUGUAAUUAUCCUGAUGGGUUUUUCACAGAAUAUGGUACAAAGUAAGUGUCUUUACUUAGGGAUUUUGCUGUAGGGAAAGCAAAAAAUUGUUACUUACCUUUAAAUAUAUUCUUAGUUUAUUUCCUCCUUGCAAGAAUGUCUUAAAAAAUUGUGUUCCUCUUUUAAUUUUUUUUUUAGGCACUUCGCCUAUUUUAAAGGAAGUUUAGAGGUUUUUCAAUUUCCUGAAACUGAAAUGUGAUGAAAUAAAGUGCACCAGCAGA
This is a messenger RNA of Oenanthe melanoleuca, 2070 nucleotides long. It is a transcript of the gene KRR1, whose product is annotated as KRR1 small subunit processome component homolog. The transcript has 10 exons. The record is from RefSeq and is a predicted model, not a curated record. Gene Ontology annotation, molecular function: RNA binding. Bases 38 to 1195 code for a protein of 385 amino acids. Gene Ontology annotation, cellular component: small-subunit processome; nucleolus. NCBI's taxonomy places the organism in Eukaryota, Metazoa, Chordata, Aves, Passeriformes, Muscicapidae.